UAUGUUUAUUAUGUAAGCUAUAAAAUAUUUGUCAUAAUCGUUGCCAUUUUGCCACCUUUUCUCCAACAGCACUCACUCUGCCGAAAACAGUUUACAAAAUCACCUUCUUUAUUACUUCCAACCCCUCAGCCUGAAAAUGUCGUCCACGGAGGAAGGAGGCGGCGCCGUCGGAGCAGUUUCCACUGAUCAAACAAUCAUCGACAACAACGAUUCCACGAGCAUUGAUAUGGACGACCCUCUCAGCGAUGGCGAAGUAGCGCAUCUCCGGUCAUUAGACAAACCUUUCUACGGCGGCCAACCCAACUUCACUGCCAAACCAUUGAUACGAAAAGUCCCAUCAACCCUUCGCCGCAACGAAGAUUUCAGGAAGUAUUUCACGCCGAAAGUGAUCUCAAUCGGCCCACUCCACCACGAUUAUCUCACCCUCCCUGAAUCCAAGGAGCUCAAGCUCAAAUUAGCAGAACAUUUCGUCAAAAAAAAUGGCGUCGAUAAGGAAUCCUUGUACAGAAACAUUAAGAAAGAGAUGGAUGGCUUGAAGGAAUGCUAUGAUCCACAGGAAUUAGAGAAUUAUAGCGACGACAACAAGGAACUGGCUUGGAUGUUCUUCGUUGACGGUUGCGCAAUUAUACAAGCAGUUUACAUGCGUUACGGUAAUGAUGAUGAUGAUGAUGGUAAAUUGUUUAUUAAAAACGAUUUGCUGACAUUUGUGUACUCGGAUCUGUUCUUGUUGGAAAACUAAUUACCUUUUCGUGUUCUUGAAUUGCUUACAAGCCCGAAAAAAGAUGGCGAAAAGUUCAUGAAUGCAAUCCAAAGGUUCAUCGACGAUACUGUUAUCAACCCAGGCGAGGACAGUGGAUGGUGGUGGAAGCAGCAAAAAGGAGGAGAGCGAAUUCACUUAUUGCAUUUACUACGAGAAAUACUCGUUUUCAGAAAAGGAAAACCAUCGUGGUGGGCUUUGGGGUUUUUAAUUGAACACAGAUUUAGCAAAGAAGCAAGAACAAAACGGCACAGCUUUCGUAACAUAAAAGAGCUUACAAAGGCCUGGAUAUGGUUAAAAGCAAGCGAAACAAGUUGUUUAACCGACAUCAGUUUCAAACAUAUCUUCUUCGUCGGGAAAUUACGGUUACCGCCGAUCUCCGUCGAUGAUUCAACCAUGAAAUUAAUAGCUUACGAAAUAUGUCCGGAUUUCGGCAACGAUUUCACCGUCACUUCAUAUAUGUGUUUCCUUGAUUCACUGAUCGAUGGAGCCGAAGAUGUUAAAGAACUGAGCGAUGCCGGCAUACUAUACAAUGGAUUGGGGAGUGAUAAAGUGGUGGCUAAGCUUUUCAAUAAGAUGAACACUGAUUUGAUUCCUAAUCCGAUGAUUUACAGUGCGGUUAAACAUCAAAUAGAUAAUCAUUGUAAGAAUAUGUGGAUUAAUCAUGCAGCUCAAGCAUAUAAUACUUAUUUUAGUAUUCGUUGGACGUUUUUGGCAUUUGUGGGUGCCAUUGCUUCACUUUUUCUUAGUGCUUUGCAGACUUAUUAUACCAUACAUCAAAGAAAGUAAGUGUUUUUUACUUGUCUUUUUGUAAACUCUUGUUAUUUAUGAGAAUUUUGUAACUUCUGGAUUUUCGAUUAAUCUAUUUAAUUUGUUUAGGAGAA
Molecule: messenger RNA, 1641 nt
Organism: Gossypium arboreum
Lineage: Eukaryota; Viridiplantae; Streptophyta; Magnoliopsida; Malvales; Malvaceae
Product: UPF0481 protein At3g47200-like
Exons: 2
Coding region: 797-1546 (249 amino acids)
Source: RefSeq, a predicted model, not a curated record